This is a messenger RNA of Xyrichtys novacula (pearly razorfish), 12568 nucleotides long. NCBI's taxonomy places the organism in Eukaryota, Metazoa, Chordata, Actinopteri, Labriformes, Labridae. The record is from the annotation of a GenBank genome assembly.
AUGUAUGCUGAGAAAGUCGUGACAGAGGGGAAGAUGGGUGAGUUAACAUGUUACAUACACUGCUGUCCUUGCUUCCUUUUUUCCACGCCCCUACUCAAACACACACACACACACACACACACACACACACACACACACACACACACACACACACACACACACACACACACACACACACAUAGAUUUAAUGCUGAGCGGUCAUGCUGCAGCUCAUGCGGCCUGUUUUUCUGUAUUUGGGACCAGACAUCAGUCUGCUGCACAAGUUAAAAAUUAACUGGUUUGUUUAAAGCUUGCUCUCUCUUUCUUGAUUCACUGGAUUUAUUUUUCUGCUUGAAAAGAAAUAACCAGUUUGGUUGUAAUUAUCUUUGUCCAACUGGAUCAAGUCCAGUGACAACUAGAAAUGUGAUAACUGGGUCCAGAUAUGACUGCUUACCAUUACCCAGACUUCAACACAGUUGUUUUGUUAUUUAGUAUAUUACAAUCAAUCAAUCAAAUUUUAUGUAUAUUGCGCCAAAUCACAACAGUCGUUAUCCCAAGACAAAAAAGAGCAGGUCUGACAACAUGCUUUGCUUUCAGUACCCACCCUACUGUACUUAAUCAAACACUCUCCCAUGACCAUGUACGAUCAACCUGAAAAUCCACAUCUGCUUCUCACUUGGCAGGUGAUUAAAAGCAGCAAAGUAGUAUUGAAGUGUUGGCAAAUUUUAUUUAGCUUUAUGGCUCAUAAUGAGUUUACUGCAUAUUAUAUAGCACUGCUUUAUAGAGGCUGAGAUAAGAGUACAUGCUGUGUUUGCUGUUGCUAGAAAGAACUACAGUCAAAGUGCAUCAGGGAACUGUGUUAUGAUAUGAAAGCUAGUGGACACCUUUUAUACUUUUUUUUUUCAGGUGAAGUAAAUCAAAUUUCAAUAAUUUGCAAACACAAUUCAUUCACACCUUUUUAGUUAUAUAUACAAUUUACAGAACCCAAAGAACAGAUCAAACACUUACCUUACACUCUGAGUGCCGGCACAAAGAAAACAGUGGUCUGCAAAUGAGCAAAAGUCUGCAUCAGAUCUUCAAAUCCUCUCCUUCUCUCUUCAACACAUCCUCUCGGUAGUUUAGUCCUUGUUGUGAAGAUACUUACUGUCAGUGUUUGAGGCCAGAUGUUUGACUUCACAGUUUCUGCAGCCAGACUGAAAGGAGUCCACCCAUAUGCAGUGAAUCAGACUGUGUAUUUGGUGUGCAUAAUUACAGGAGAAACUCAGUCUACCAGAGGAGUGGCACACAUGGUCUGACUUAGGGUGUGUGUAGAUGAGGUGAGACAUUAUCUAUUUUCAGACAUAAACUUUGGUUACCAUAAUCCUGACAUGCCUUUACACACGUGAGAACAAGGAUAGAAACAUAAAUAUACAGGUACCCAUGGUAAGAGCGGAGCAUUCGUUCAUCAGGCUAAUAUUUACUGCACACUGUGAUUGUUUAUUUUCACUCCUUUGCCUUGACAACCACAACCAGUAUGAGUCAUAGCUUCUGCUGCGUCUUCAUGUGUUUAUUUGAGGUCUGCUCUUACCACUUCACUGUUAUCUUGCUUCAUCCUAUUUACCACACCCAGGUUCACUUAAGUCUGCUCAGGAUAAACCUCAGUUCUCAUAUAAAAGUCCUUUUCCCUGUUUAGUUUGGAGUGAAUAUAUGUUUAGAUAAGUCCUCUUAAGUGUUUGACAGACAAGCGCCAUUAAAAUCUGAUCUUCUUGUACUGACUGGGGUUUUAUAGGCUGUUUCCUGCAGUUCAAACUUUUCUUUUCUAACUGAUUGGGAAUCAGUUAGAUAAAAGUACAAAAAAAUAGGGUACAGGUUGUAAAAGAAAAUGAAAGUCCCUUUUAACUGUUUUAAUGUGAAAACUGUGUCAAAUCUAUAAAAAAAGGACCUACCAAGGAACUUUUGACAAAUAAAUCAAAGUGGUGGGUUCUAUAUUUUCAAAGAGUAGUUACAAAAUACAGUUAAAACCUAAAACUGUAUUAAUGUUAACUCCCUCAUCUGACCUGGCGUCCUGGCUCCCCCUUGCCUUAGCAUUUUUGCGUUGUAUCUCCUCAAUUUCUAGUCGUGAUAGCAGCUGCCGUUUGUGGAUGUUGGAACUCUGAGCUACUAGCUGUUUUGGUGUAUUGACUCUGGGUAUUGCAGCAUCCAUAUAUCCCUCAGCCUGUUCAUGUAACCCCGCUGGUUGGGGUUACUGGAGUAGUAGCAUCCCAACAGCGCCUUGUUCUCAUCUCGUGUCCAUUGCCUUCUCUUUGUUGUUCUAGUAGCCCAUUCCUUAUCACAAUGCCCUGGUUCCUCAGCAUGUGACGCAGACCUUGUUAGCCUGGGUGAGGUCAGAGCUGAUUUGGAUUUCAAUUGUAACGCACUCAUGUUUAUGAGGUACACCAUAGCGCUAACGUUCUGACCCAAUUAUUGGGUUACUCUCAGAAAAAUAAGCCAUAAUUAUUAACCCAUUCAAAAAACCCUCAAAUUGGGUUACAAUAGAAUCCAUAUGACUCAAGAAAUGGGAAUAGGGUUGAAGAAAUAACCCAAGAGUUUUUAGAGUGUAGCCACAGCUAAUGCUCAGAACAGCACCUAAUUUCAUCAACGGUACAUAGAGGGUCCCAGCCAUAGUACUAGCCACCAAACAUCUUUUUAGCUUUGCCUGAUUUCUUUAGCAAAGAGACCAAACACAACUCACCCACUCUCCUCCAGCAGCCACUUGUUUGUGGGGGAGCCCUGACGAGUCGAUCACCGAGUGCAGCGGAGUUUCACAGCUCUUUAAAAGGCACACAUUACUCAUUAUUAUUAUCCAGCUCUCUAACUAAUCACACAGCUGUCUUAAAUGCUCGAUUCUGAUUGGUCAAAACCUCCCGACAACUGUCAUUAAUUCUGGAUAGUUACAGUGAUGGCAGGGACAGAAAGUAUGAAAGGAUUUUGGUCAAUGAGACGAUAAGAUAUAUCACCAGACAAAAUAUCGGGAUACUAUGCUGUAUCAAUUUUUUCUCCCACCCCUACAGCUGACUACACACUAUCUCUUACAUAGCUGGUGACAAAGCAUUCAAUAUAUCAUCUAACUCACAUGCGUCAAACAAACAUCAUGUUAAAGGAAAGAGUUGGGUUUAUUUUGAGCGACUGGGAAGUAGAUACAAUUUCAUCAAUCAAACUAUGACUAAGUAUUUCAAACAUUGUUGAUAAAAAUAAAAACAGCUGCCAAGCUUGCAUGUCAGACCCUUUUAUCAAUCAACCAAAGUACAUCUGCUAAUGACCACUGCCUAUGCGGCUGAAUGGCUCAGAAAACUUGUGAACCAGCCUGGGGCUCUGAUGGUUUGACAGAAAUAAAUAUGGGAACACAAUAACGAAAUCCAGAGGGUUUACCGCAACAAAACAAACUUCUGCCGAUGCUUUUAGAAACAACGUCUACAGAAAAGAAAUCUGUUUCUGUUUAAGUUUCUUUCAGACACAAAAAGUUGCUUUCUUUGAGAACUCUAUGUAAUUAAGUACUCCAGAUGAAACCCAUCAAGACCCAUGUCAAGAAGAGCAGAAAUAAUGUGUUCAGUUUUACUCAUGUUUAUUUACUAACUCAGUGGAGUGUAGUAGUGGUCUGGAUGACAAAAAUGAAAAUUUUUCUGAACUCGAACUGUGUUGUUUUAUCAUAAGUAUUUUCUCUCAUCAUUAGGCUUGGUGUGGGUGUGGACAGCCUCACGUCUCAUCUGGUCCACAGCUGCUUUUUCAUCCAAAAGUCAGGGGUUAAAAUGGUGAAACUUCAUGCCUGCUAUGUACAGCCAAGGGUUUCCUAAGGGAUGAGUCAUGUCGCAGUAAACCUUUUCCACCAAACUGCUUCUGUCUGGUCAUGUGACUCAAGGAUGAGGGUAGACAUAAUCCAAAAUAAGACGAAUGUGCGUACGAUAUGUCUGAGUUGGCUGGUUACUAACAGUAAGAGAUGAGUCAUUCUUACCUCUCAUGCCAGCCUUAUUUGAAGCAGUGGUAAUAAACCAUGGAAAAAAUGCAGAUACUUUAUACUGCUUACUGAUCUGAUGAGUUUGAAACACAUAUUUUUAUCACACGAAAAAGACUGAAGCUUAUUUACUCUGGUAGUGUUUCUAAUAUGAUCACCCAGGCUGAUUUAAGUUGUAUUUAUAGAUCAUAGAUGUUUCAGCUGUAGCCUGAUGAACCUGUUGUUUCAUUUGAACUCUCAGCGUUCGCAUCAACUGCACCAGCACUACAUAUGACAUCUUUUCCAUCUUCUGAACCAGAACAUGAGAGUGUAAUGCCAUGGUAAUUUCAGAGGAAUCUGACUCAUACAACACACACAGGCAGACACACAGCGGCAGGUGGUCUCAGGUAAAAGUGGACACAAAAGAGUGCUUGUUCUGUCCUGAACCGUGAGCAGGGCAGGAGAAAAAGAAACGAGAUUUGUGAAUGAUGGGGGUGGUCAGCGCUGGUGUCGUGGUGUUUGUGCUGGAUUCAAAGGCUGUAGAAGAAACACUGGAGUAUUUCCUUGAAAACACAAUCUGGAAGACUGAGCCUGUGUGUCCCUUUGAUAAUACAACAGUCUCAGUGGUUAAACAGCCAGACAAAAAGCAAACAGAGAAGGAGAGAGGUGUGAGCAAAAGGGGGGAAAAGGAAAAUACGAACAAAAAUAUUCAGGAGGGGAGAGAAGAUGGGCUUUUUCAUGAUCACAUAAAAAGGGAGUGCCUCCUGGUUUGGACGGUUGCAUUUGGUAGACCUAUUGUCAAGAUUUAUGCAAACAUUGUUCUUCCUCAAGUGUUUUCACAGAAAAUGAGAAAGACUGGAAUUGCAAGAGAGCGGGAAAAAUGAGCGAUAGAGACCGUAGCAGGAAGGAAACGAGGAGUGCUGAAUGUUUUCUCAGAUUCGAUAGGAAGCUCAAAAACUGACAGCGUCUACAGUUACCUUCUGGCAUAUUACUGGAAGGCAUGACUACCCCAGCCCUGACCUUAUUAUACGACCUAAAGACCAGAGAAUCUUUAUAAAACCAAAUGUUCCCACUUAUUGUUAGUGACAGGCCCUGAACAGCUGAUAUUUAUCUGCUUUGCUUGAUUUGCUGGGCUUUCACUGUUUUCCUUCUUCAACAGUAUUAUCAUCCAUAUUUAUUAUUAUUUUGAUCCUGCAGAAAUAAUCAUAUUUUUUUCUGGCUAAAACAAGUCAACAGUUCUGCUGUGAAAGAUUUAAGUCCCCAUCAGUUUUUGUUGCACCUAGUUAGCUGGGAGAACUUACACCCGGAUCGUACUGGUUUAUUAAUUUUGUGAAAAUCUCAGCAUAACUUAAACAUCCUGUGAGGAAAUUUUAACUACAUUAGAAAAAUCUCACCUGCAACAGCAAAUGAGCCCGUCUGUGUGAAGAUAGGAUACUUCUAAACUGUGAAAACGGGGAAAACAGCACCAGUGGUCGGGUCGGGACCACGGACGAAAUGAUUUAUGGCGCUCAGAUCAGAGACAACAUGCAUGCUUUUUUUCUUUAUUUUGCACUGACAACACGCAUAUUACUGUCACUACACAAAUGGAGACAAUGUCUUUCAGCAGGAGACUCCUGCAGACACCGUGCCAUGCUACAGCUGCAGCCACAGAGUGAGAAGCUCCUCCACACUGGAGGCAGACAGAGCAGCUUUGUGUCACUAACCUCAGUAGUCCUGCUCACUCCACAGCGGACUGACCCAGACUCGUUCCCUAUUUUAAAAACAUUUACAAAGUUAGUUACAUCAAACUGCUCACAAAAAGUUAGUUUCUGGAGCCCUGACAUGUGAGCCAGAAAAGUGUCGUUAGCGCUAAAAAACUUUUGUCCAAAGUGGCCACAAAGAUCUACAGAAAAUGAAAACUCCUUCCAGCUGCUUUAAUUGACCUUAGAAAAUAACUGACAAAUACCAGUGUGGGUGUACAGUGCCUGGGUGUGUGACAGUCAAGCAGAGCUGGAGUGGACUUUUUUAUCUGUGUAUUAUUGAUGUUUGCAGCUGCAGUCAGUUUGUUGUAGGCCAAAGAAAGGAAAACAACAUUAAGGCCAACACAGUCUUUUUCUCUUUGUGAAGAGGUCUAACUCAGCCUCGUUCUCAUGUUUGUGUUGUUUCUUUAAUUUUAUGUAGAUGUUGUUGACAGAGAUGGCUUGGAUGAUGGUAGGCAGUGAAUUAAUUCUAAAUUUGUUAAUGAUACAGGAAUAGUAUGGAUCAAAUUGUAUGGUGCUGUAUCAAUUCAUUUCAUAUUUUGUGUCACAUAGUAUGGUAUUGUACUCUACUUAUCAUACUGAAAUGUGAUUCUGUCAUUCCUAGAGAAGAAGAAAAAAAAUGAUCACGUAAGUGUCCUCAUAACUGCGUGUCAGUGUGCACAGCUCCAGAUCCUGAAUCUGGUACACGUUGAUAGACUGAUAAACAUUAACGAUUACACUGUCCUACUUAUAAUCACAUUUUCUGGAAUUUAAAAAGACAUCUAUAACUCCUGAGCUGUGGGUUGAAAGAGAAACACACACACUGAGAACAACAGUCGCGUGCAGGUGCACAUGCACUCAUACUAUACAUGCACACUGCAGGGACAUGGCGUCGUAUCUUAGUUUAAAAGUUUGUUCUUGCUUUGUGGAGAAAUGCUAGACUUUAGACUAUUGAUCUGAUCAGUGUCAUUUGUACUUUUCAGUUUGUGCCAGGAAAGCUCUGCAUGCCCCUCCACAUCAGGACAGAGAGCUCAAAGUGGCCAGUUCAUUGGUGUUUGUUGUAGGGUGGUGAAAGAUCUCAGAGAAAAAAGCCGGAAGACCAAAAGCACGAUGAUCAUCUGUACUUGGUUUUUAUUUGUAAUGUUAGAACAUAUAAAUGUGCGAGUGAUUUAGAGUCAUAUUUACUGUUUGGCCUUCUCUGCACCAACCUGUUAGAUGGUAUGUUAUGUAAUGCAAAAGGAUGGUGUGCUGCUCUAACAUGUGUAUGCACAGUUAUCCAUUAGUGUGUUUGUGUGUCCGCAGGGAGCAGAGGAAUCUCUCUGACCUGUGUCUUAACCCCCUGCCGGGUCAUAGGGGUGUGUGUGGUGCUGAUGACCCUGGGAGCCAUCGGAGCGGGCGUCUGGGCCAUAGGUCAGUCCACAUACUCUCACAAUUACACAAACGUAAUAACUGUUAAUUUGUGACACUUUUAGACCUUUACAGAUGUGUGCUGCUUCUUUUUGUCUUUCUGUAGUUACAUAUUGCACGAUGGAGGAAGACACAGGACUGUACGAUGGUGAGUAAAGACAAAGAUGGUUUUGAAUUGACAGAUAGUUGUAUGCAUUGAAGCAAUAAACAUGAGAUUCUAGUGGGAAUCACUGCAGUCUUAAUGUCUAUACCAUAGACUGUAUAUACUAUGGACAACUUGGCUCCGCCUUUUGUCAUUAUAUGAAUUUGAAGCAGAAUUGCUCUCGCUUAUUUCUGCGAUUUUCUCCACUUCCUGGAACGACCACUUGCGCAGUAGCGUUGUACACAUUCGGCAGGAGUGUCGCUGUGAUGACGCUCGGCUGAAACAGCCCAUCCCCUGGUUGAGCUACGCAAUCUUCAUACACCAAUAGGCUGUAUCAAGAGUCAAUCAUAGAAAAGAUGAACCCCUAAUAACUUUUAAAAUGGAGCUGUACAGAAAAAAGAGGACUUGAGCACAAACCAGUCUUACACUAACUACUUGUCAACAUCAGAAGCAGGGGGGAGAAAAAAUUAUAUUUUGUGUAAUUAAUUUCUAAAGUUUGUCCACAACUCCAUAGGGAUCGCUGGAGGAGGCGGGAUUUAUGGCUUAUACUGCAGCCCAUCACUAGAGGGUGCUGUUCUCGGGGUGACUUCACCCAGCGAGGAGGCAGACGGCGUCCAUUCUAUAUACAGUCUAUGGUUUAUACAUGGAUAUUUGUUUGCAAACAUUAUUGGCCAAUGCGGGCCUGUAAGAGAGAUCUUUGUCUCAGAGAGGUAUCAAGUUGAAAAAAACUUGUUUACAGAACAUAAAGAGCAAAAACAAAUUUCAUUGUCGAGAAUAAAUUGAAAUUAUUAUUCAGCUCUGUGGUUCCCAACCAUUUUUCCUUGAAGCUCUCCUGCUUAUAUUUGAGAAAAGCUGAAACUCUCACAGAAAAAUGGAUGCAUUACUGUCAAAAAUAUACUAUUUUUUUUAAAGUUAGCAAAGGUCGUAUGGAAUUUCUUUACACUGUUGUAUCCAAAGAUACUUGAAUAAACUAUUUAGCAAAAGUGCGAGCAUGUUUUUAGUUAAUAUGUGCCAAUCUUAACUGGACACCUUUAAAGCAGACAAAUCCUAGAGACCCCCAUCUGAGGUCUCUUUUCUGGGUAACUUGGAGUGAAAUUGUGUGAACUUCUGAUGGAAAUGCUUUGUUGUUGUCUGUUCUUGUUCAGAAAUCUACUAUAUUGGCUGUUUCCACUCAUGAAUAGCAGCCAUCUCAGAAGUCUGCUCCAUUUAAAGAUGUUUUAUCUAUCUGAAUGUAAAUGACUUUUUUUUCUCGCUUUGAUAAUAGUUUUUCCAUCCCCUGCAGUCCAGGUAAAUUCUGCAGACCAACGUCUCAGGGUGUUUGACCCCGCUCAGAGGAGAUGGCGUCAGGUGUGUUCCUCCUCAGCCAAUGAGCUGCUAGCGAGCAUCAGCUGUGAAGAAGUGGGAUUUGUCAGGUGAGAUAUUUCAACUGUAUUUUGUGUUUUCACGCAGCACAGUUGGAAGCAGGACUAACUUGUGUUUGUUUUCAGUGUGGUGAAUUACUCGGUCACAUUGGUGCCAGAGGCCAGCGGAGACUGUGGAGACUUCUUCUGCGUCAAAGAAAAAGAGCUCAGCUACGGCAAGAAAAUCAAGGACUCAUUGUUCCCAUGGUAACAGACACUUGACCGUUUGAGUCUUCACCUUUCUCACAGCAGUCUCACUGUCCCCUCUGUUGUUGCUCUUUCUGCCUUUUCUUCACUCUCCUAGUUGCAUAACAAAGAAAAAGCUGAAGAUUCACUUGGUUUGGAUGUUUCUAACUCUAAGUGUCUCUCUUUCAGCGACUGUGAGAGCAGGGAGGUUCUUACACUGCUGUGCCAAGGUAAAACAUGAGCUCAGAUCAUCUCUCACUCUAUCUGACACACCAACACACUUCCUUGAUACCCCACUCCCAUGUCUGGUCUCUGUCCACCCACUAAAUUUGGUUUGUCUGCUGUUGCUUACCUUAACUUACCUGCUGACGGUAAACCUCCCUCCUCUCUCUCCUCUGCAGACUGCGGCAGACGUAGUUUUGCAGCAGAUCGUAUUGUUAACGGCGUAGAUGCCAGACAGGGCAGCUGGCCGUGGCAGGUGAGCUUGCAGUAUGACGGAGUUCAUCAGUGUGGAGGAUCCAUCAUUUCAGACCGCUGGAUCGUCUCUGCAGCUCACUGCUUCCCAGAGUAAGCGCUCAAGAUACCGUAAAUCUGCAUGUACCAGUUUGUUUUUGAGACAAGCAGGAUCGACAAGGAUGGAUUAAGACAAAUGGGUGAUAGUAUUUAUAAAUAUUUGUAUUGUUUUUGUCACAGUUUGACUAUGACAUGGGUAAGUAGGUUAGUAAGCAGCUCUAGCAGUGAAAGGCUUCUGCUUAGGACGUCUUUUUGCAUAGUUUGUAAUUACUUACAGUCCUUCGAGCAACUUUGUAAGAUUUAGUUUAAGAAAUGACACCCAACAACUCUUGAAUAAAAAAAUCUGUUUAAGAUUUUGUUAGAGCUACAUUGUGACUAAUGGACUGCAGAUUCUUGCCUUUAACACCUUUUGAUGUCCACAAGUAUUUUUUUCAUGGUCUGCUGAAAACUUGUAAAAAAUUAUACUUGAACUGCAAAUGAACGUCUAAAUGUUCCUAAAAAAACUGUCCUGGGCACACAGAUUUUUUGGAGCCCUACUGAAACCCUAACCCAGAUGUAUUUUUUAGAUCUGUAUGACAUUAGAAGACUGUAUGACUCCUCUUGUGUUACUCUCCGUGUCAGGCGUAAUCGCUUCAUUAAUCGGUGGCGUGUGCUGCUGGGCUCCAUCUACAAUAAACCAGGCAACGGUAACUUAGUGGAGGUGAAGACCAUCGUCUACCACAGCAGCUACCUGCCCUUUGUAGACCCAAAUGUUGAUGACAACAGCAGGGACAUCGCUGUCCUGGCCCUCGCACAGCCACUCGUCUUCAAUGGUGAGGUGCACAAGCACAUACAUGCGUAGUUAUAAACCCAGAAACACUCUGAACAACACACACACACACACACACACACACACACACACACACACACACACACACACACACACACACACACACACACACACACACCUGAGGAGUGGAUUGCAAAAAAUCCACUCUGUCAUAUGAUUAGAUUAUUGCAGAUAUUACUGGGGUUGUUUGUCUUCUUUGUUGUACGGUUACUGUAAAGGGGUUAGUCUUGAUAGGAGACAACCAGGUAACUGUAAUAAGGUAGUAUAACAUUUACACUGAGACCCCAGCUGAGCAGAGAAAAGUACAAACACCAAAAUUUAAUAGUACAAGAACUAAUAUUUACAGAUGUGAUUUGAUAAUCAAAGCAGUUGAUCUGCUGCCAACAUAACUUGUGACAGCUUCAGCAGAGCCUUGAAUAAAGAGCUGUGAAAGUAACUUUAGGUCCUGGUGGAAACACAGAUAAGACUCAGCCACAGGAACCAUUUAGUCCCUUGGAAAACAACACAAUGUUAUGAUGUAGAGCAAAGAAAGAAACUGUUCAAGUCUGACCUCUAGUGUUUGUAUUCCAUAAGUACAAUACAAGCACUAAUGGCACGAGUCCACUGGAGUACAAAUUAGAGAUAUUAAAGACUGUCUGUAAUAGAGGGGUUCCUAUUGAUUGCACAGUUUCAGUGCUGUUGCAAGAUGCUGCAUUUGUGGUAUGAUUUUGGACUUUCCACCGUAUCUAUCUAUCUAUCUAUCUAUCUAUCUAUCUAUCUAUCUAUCUAUCUAUCUAUAUAUAUAUAUAUAUAUAUAUAUAUAUAUAUAUAUAUAUAUAUAUAUAUAUAUAUAUAUAUAUAUAUAUAUAUAUAUAUAUAUAUAUUUACCUCUAGAGGAAAUUUGAAGACCAGGACAACUCAGCAUCACUACAACUCUUAUUAACAAUAACACUCUUGAGGCACAGUUAACCAUAAUCACACAAAUUCAGCCAAAUAAAAAUUUGGUAAAGCUUUAUUCUUUCAUUCAGUGAUUUACCUUGGACUAAGAUAGCAGUGGGUGAAUAUUAUAAAUUUUUAAAAAUGUUCAGCUAAAAAUGAAAAUCAAUGUGUAACAUCCAAUAAUUUCUGCUGUACUCUGAACAAAAAAAAAGGAUUUGAUUCAAAAGCUGUUUGUCUGUAUUAACCCAUCUAUAGUGACUGAACGCUAAUAUAUAAACAGAGAUCUGCUGUCCUGAUGUCUCUAGAUAAAACAAAGAUUUUGACAUGUAAGCACCUCCACUGUCUCUGUCUUUACAUGUCACAUUGGUAUUUGAUUUAUAAUGACCACUAUGGGAUAAUGAUAUUUGUCGAUGUUAUGUGAAGUACUAUUACUUUUCAUGCUGUGUUCACCCAUACUUUUGUUUCUGUGUAGAAUACAUCCAGCCUGUUUGCCUGCCAGCAUACGGUCAGAGACUGGUAGACGGACAGAUGGGAACAGUGACAGGCUGGGGAAAUGUGGGAUACUACGGUGAGUUUGUUUUCCAGCUCAGCGUUAACACACAGCAGAAAAGGAGACGUUGCAUGACAAUUGCUUGCUUUGCAUUUCAUUGGCACAGUUCAGAAGUUGCUAUCACAGCAUUUUUAAAGGACAGGAUUAAGAUAGAAGAUAAUAUAUCUGGUGAUAAUUGGUGUUUAAAAAUGGUUUCCUUAAAUUUCUCACUCUCAGGUCAUCAAGCAGAUGUUCUUCAGGAAGCUCACAUCCCCAUCAUCAGUGAUAAUGUUUGUAACGGUCCUGAUUAUUACGACAACCAGAUUACUACCAGCAUGUUCUGUGCAGGUUAUGAGAAAGGAGGAAUCGAUUCCUGCCAGGUCAGGGUUUGAUUGUGUUUGCUCUGUUACUGGUUGGGUUUCUGGGUUUCUGAUAAGGGAAAUGUGUCAUUGAUUUGUUUUUUGUGUGUUUUAUUUUUUUGAACAUCUGUGGUUUCAGGGAGACAGCGGUGGCCCGUUCGUAGCAGAUGACUGUCUGUCAAAGACAAAUCGAUAUCGUCUGCUCGGGGUGGUGAGCUGGGGGACAGGCUGUGCCAUGGCCAAAAAACCUGGCGUCUAUACCAGAGUGUCCCGAUUUCUGCCCUGGAUAUCUACAGCCAUGAGGGUGAGAGAUUGUUCACUUCUGAUGUCCUCUGCGUUUUCUUUUAAAUGGAAGUUGAAGUAUUUCAUUCAGCACCAUGUUAAAGCUUAAAAAGAAUAGCUGGCAGAGGACAUGUGUGUUUUGUUGAGAUCUAUAGAGUACGAGUUUGUCGAAUCAAGGAAAUAUGAUAUGUUUUCACACAUUUGUUAUGUCAAAACUACAAGAAUAUGGUUGCAUACUUUUUAAAGAGUAUGAAGUUUGAACCACAAAGCUGUUAAAUAUUUUUAUAUUAAACCACACUCUUGUCUCCUCUCUAGAACUACAACAAUUCAGCUGGACUCCACAAAAUGGCCCGGACAUGA